This is a messenger RNA of Schizophyllum commune H4-8, 2331 nucleotides long. RefSeq lists its product as uncharacterized. The record is from RefSeq and is a predicted model, not a curated record. Bases 1 to 2331 code for a protein of 776 amino acids. The transcript has 7 exons. Lineage: Eukaryota; Fungi; Basidiomycota; Agaricomycetes; Agaricales; Schizophyllaceae.
AUGUCCUUUCCCGCCUCAGGCUCGUAUUACACUUUUCACCUCGACCCAGUCGCGUCCCUGCAAGACAUAGAAGACGAGGAAGUCAUCAAGGCCGCUCGUGAGAUACAGACGAACGUAUAUGUGGCCUGCACAAUCGGGAAUGUUGGCGUCCCUCGACCCCCGCCGGCAUACGAAGUGGCAACCAUCUCUCUCGUUCAGAAAGGGCUCCCAGCUAACAGCCCGGAAGACUACUUCGAGUCUCGGAUGUGUGUUCCUAUCCGACCGAAUACUCAACACCCGGAGGGCCGCAGGCCUGCUUAUUGCUGCCACCCACUGCUUUGGGAUGGAUGCUAUCACACCGCGCGUGCGGACGUGCGCAUCAGGACCAAGAACCGGCCCAUCAAUCCUCCUCAUUCUCUGAGCCCUAGGGAACGUGUAGCGCUCAGUUCUAUGCUCAGGGAUGACGAGGAGCGACGAGUGUGCUUGCGUGACUGUGCCGCGAAGGGAAUCCCGCCUCCACCGGCUGCUUCUAGCGACAUGACGCUCGCCAGUGCUCGGGCAGCCGACAGAGAAAUUUGCGACACUCCUUACUGGGAGAUUAUGAACGCAGAGGAAGAAGCCGACCGCUUAGCAUGGGGAGACGCGGACAGUGCGUAUUCCGACGCUACCAGUUACUCGGGUGGGGGUGACGACGAUGCAUCCUCGUCUGGUUCGGCGCAUACCGGUGGUGACGCGGAGGAUGGCACCGCAAUGGACGCACAAGCUGCCAACGCUGUGGCAGAGGUCGAGGACGACAUCCUCGCCGCCCUUACUUAUCGCGCGGACCUGGGAAAUACCUCGCCCGUCAUCGUGCCGCUCUCGUACGACCUGAGCACCUUGUCCGCGCCCCCUUCACCGACUGGGUUCUUGGAAGAGUUGAAGGCGAUCAAGGAGAUACGCUCGGACUACGAAGAACGCGUGCGACGGCUUAAAGAAGAGGUCCAGCGACGCGACGACGAGUACAUGGCAGACAUCCAAGCGCGCCGUACCGAAGAGCCUCCGGUUCUACAGUCCAGGUGGCCGCUUCUGGGAGGCUUCGUGCCAUUCACUAACAAAGUGAAGGCACGCUUGGGUGCGUUCGACGCGCUCUCCAGCUUUCUUCUUACCCUCACCAUGUCCUUUCCUGAUUCAGGCUCGUAUUACACUUUUCACCUCGACCCCGUCGCGUCUCUGCAGGACAUAGAGGACGAGGAAGUCAUCAAGGUGGCCCGCGAGAUACCGACGAAGGUCUAUGUGGCCUGCACAAUUGGGAACGUCGGCGUCCCUCAGCCCCCGCCGGCAUACGAAGUGGCAACUAUCUCUCUCGUUCAGAAAGGGCCCCCAGCUGAAAGUCCGGGAGACUUCUUCGAGUCUCGGAUGUGUGUUCCUAUCCGACCGAAUACUCGACACCCAGAGGGCCGCAGACCUGCCCAUUGCUGCCACCCACUGCCUUGGGAUGGAUGCUAUCACGUCGCGCGUACGGACGUGCGCAUCAGGACCGAGAAUCGGCCUAUCAAUCCUCCUCAUUCCCUGAGUCCUACUGAAUGUGGAGCGCUUAGUUCUAUGCUCAGGGACGACGAGGACCGUCGAGAGUGCCUACGUGACUGUGCAGCGAAGGGACUCCCCCCUCCACCCGCUGCCCUUAGCGCAAUGUCGCUCGCGGGUGUUCGUGCGGCCGACAGAGAGAUCUCCGACAUACCACACUGGCAGAUUAUGGACGCAGAGGAAGAAGCCAACCGCUUAGCAUGGGGGGACGCCGAUAGUGCAUUCUCCGACGGGGCUCACUCGGGUGAGAGUGACGAUGAUGCGUCUUCGUCUGGUGCGGCGCACACCGGUGGUGACGCAGAGGACGGCCCCGCAAUGGGCAGCGCUCAAGCUGCUGAUGGUGUUGCUGAGGUCGAAGACGACAUCCUCGCUGCCCUCACUUAUCGUGCGGACCUGGGCAACACUUCGCCGGUCAUCGUACCGCUCUCGUACGACCUGAGCACCCUCCCCGCACCUCCUUCGCCGACAGGGUUCAUGGAAGAGUUGGAAGCUAUUCGGAAGAUACGCUCGGACUAUGAGGAACGCGUGCGAAAGCUCAAAGAAGAGGUCCAGCGCCGCGACGACGAGUACAUGGCGAACAUUCAAGCGCGCCGUACUGAAGAGCCUCCGGUACAGUCCAAGUGGCCGCUCCUGAGCGGCUUCGUACCAUUCACAAACAAAAUGAAGGCGCGCUUGGUGACUCUACGCAGUAGGUCUGCGUUGCCGGCGAGCACCUCGCCGUCGAAGGUAAAGCCAGGGAAGUUGAGGUUGUUGAUGUUCUCGUCCGUUUGGAAGCGCUCGAGGUCGUGA